Epinephelus lanceolatus (giant grouper) is the source of this 2191-nucleotide messenger RNA. The record is from RefSeq and is a predicted model, not a curated record. NCBI's taxonomy places the organism in Eukaryota, Metazoa, Chordata, Actinopteri, Perciformes, Serranidae.
AGUUGGGCAAGAUCAAGCCAUUGUUUUGUAUAUAAGGCAAAGACAGUUCCUCACUGGGCAGAAGAGAUUCAGGUGUUUCUGUUUCUGCAUCCGUCAGUCCCUCUGUUCAGCUCAGACAGGAUCUUCUAACAUCAUGCUCUGCUACAGACUCAGCACCACACUGUUGCUGGCAGCAACAUGUUUGCUCAUGACAGCAGUUGUUUCCACGGAGAAAGUUGUCACCUGUGGAAGCUCCGGGAAUGUCCAGCGCCUGAGCUGUGAAUCUGGAGUGAUCGUUGUGCAGGCAGCACUGUAUGGGCGUGCAGACAAUGAGACCUGCAGUGAGGGAAGACCUCAGAAUCAGCUUGCCAACACACAGUGCGCUCAAAAGGGUACAGUGGACGUCCUCAGAAGAAGGUAUUUUUUAAUCACAUAUGUAGGACAGGUUAUCUUUGUGUAUGGGGCUGACUAUGGACGCCGUGACCGCACAACCUGCUCUUUCGGACGGCCUACCUCUCAGAUCCUAACAGCUAACUGCUCACGCCCUACUACCAUAGUUGCUGACAGCUGCAAUGGGAAAAACAGGUGCAGUAUCAAUGUGAGCAACUCAGUGUUUGGAGACCCCUGCAGUGGCACUUACAAGUACCUGGAGGUGGCGUACAUAUGCGAAUCUUCCGUCAUUUCAAUUAACUGUCUUGUUUUUGCACAGACUUUUGCAUGCCUCACCUUUUUAUAUUUCCACAACAUGAGUCAGCAAAGUAUAAGUCAUUGUCCUCUGUCAUCAGCGUUAAAUCUAAAUGAAGACAUUCUGGUUUUGAUUGUAUGUUCACAUUUUUCCACAGUGGUGUUAGGAGCCAGUUGGGCAAGAUCAAGCCAUUGUUUUGUAUAUAAGGCAAAGACAGUUCCUCACUGGGCAGAAGAGAUUCAGGUGUUUCUGUUUCUGCAUCCGUCAGUCCCUCUGUUCAGCCAGACAGGAUCUUCUAACAUCAUGCUCUGCUACAGACUCAGCACCACACUGUUGCUGGCAGCAACAUGUUUGCUCAUGACAGCAGUUGUUUCCACGGAGAAAGUUGUCACCUGUGGAAGCUCCGGGAAUGUCCAGCGCCUGAGCUGUGAAUCUGGAGUGAUCGUUGUGCAGGCAGCACUGUAUGGGCGUGCAGACAAUGAGACCUGCAGUGAGGGAAGACCUCAGAAUCAGCUUGCCAACACACAGUGCGCUCAAAAGGGUACAGUGGACGUCCUCAGAAGAAGGUGUGAUGGCAAGAGGGAGUGUGAACUGAACGUAAACCUUGUUCGUAACUUUAAUCCCUGCCGUGGCAUCUACAAAUACCUGGAAACCACCUUCACCUGCUUCCCAGCAAUUCACUUUGCUGCCUGCGAGGGCUCUGUGGCACACCUCAAGUGUGGUAAUAUAUUUAUUUUCCUUGUUUGUAUUUAUGGUGGUUUAACAGGAUCUUCUAACAUCAUGCUCUGCUACAGACUCAGCACCACACUGUUGCUGGCAGCAACAUGUUUGCUCAUGACAGCAGUUGUUUCCACGGAGAAAGUUGUCACCUGUGGAAGCUCCGGGAAUGUCCAGCGCCUGAGCUGUGAAUCUGGAGUGAUCGUUGUGCAGGCAGCACUGUAUGGGCGUGCAGACAAUGAGACCUGCAGUGAGGGAAGACCUCAGAAUCAGCUUGCCAACACACAGUGCGCUCAAAAGGGUACAGUGGACGUCCUCAGAAGAAGGUGUGAUGGCAAGAGGGAGUGUGAACUGAACGUAAACCUUGUUCGUAACUUUAAUCCCUGCCGUGGCAUCUACAAAUACCUGGAAACCACCUUCACCUGCUUCCCAGCAAUUCACUUUGCUGCCUGCGAGGGCUCUGUGGCACACCUCAAGUGUGAUGUAGGACAGGUUAUCUUUGUGUAUGGGGCUGACUAUGGACGCCGUGACCGCACAACCUGCUCUUUCGGACGGCCUACCUCUCAGAUCCUAACAGCUAACUGCUCACGCCCUACUACCAUAGUUGCUGACAGCUGCAAUGGGAAAAACAGGUGCAGUAUCAAUGUGAGCAACUCAGUGUUUGGAGACCCCUGCGGUGGCACUUACAAGUACCUGGAGGUGGCGUACAUAUGCGAAUAUCCUGGGGUCAUUCCAUAUCAGCCUCCAGUGCAUUAAUCAUUAACAUACUGGAAAUUCACUCAUAUCACAAUAAACAUGCAUUUGAUUUAA